Paramecium tetraurelia is the source of this 1854-nucleotide messenger RNA. RefSeq lists its product as uncharacterized. Gene Ontology annotation, cellular component: membrane; intracellular membrane-bounded organelle; cytosol. The transcript is spliced from 5 exons. The record is from RefSeq and is a predicted model, not a curated record. NCBI's taxonomy places the organism in Eukaryota, Ciliophora, Oligohymenophorea, Peniculida, Parameciidae. Gene Ontology annotation, molecular function: sterol binding.
AUGGAAGGAUAUUUGAAAAAAUGGACUAACCUUUUUUCAAGAUGGCAAGAUCGUUAUUUCAUUCUGAAUGAAGAAGUUCUUGUUUAUUGCGAUUCUCAAGGAGGCUAGAUUAAAGGAUAGGUGCAUUUAAAAGUGGCGGCUUUGAUUUUAGUGCCUGAAGACCCUUUAAGAAUAAUUAUUAAUACUGGAACGACAGAAAUUCAUUUGAGAGCAAGCAAUAUAAAUGAGAAGAUCGAUUGGAUUAAUGCAUUGAAAUAGGCAUAGGACAAAUGUUUGAGUCGUUAAAAUGAAAUAAAGUUUGAAUAAAAGAUACAAGAAUUGCUUACUGAUGUUUGGUAAACUGGAGCUAUAUUUGAUGAAACUUUGAGUAUGUUGAUUCCUAAAUUGGAAAAGAACUCGCAAAUUAAAGAAAUGGCUGACAGAUUAGAAAGCAUAGGGAAAAAUCUAAAAACGAAAAUCACCUUAUGUGCUCAAAUUGUUGAAGAGGAAAAACAAAAGCUAUCAAAUAUAGAUAAUGGAACUGUGUAUGAGAGUUUUAUUCAUCAAAAUUCAGCAUAAUCAGUAUUACGAGAGGAGUCAUUGAAUCACUAGCAUCAUUAAUCACACGGUCAAUAAUAAUUAAUGAGUGUAUCUGAAAUUGGUUAGCAAAUAAGAGAGCAUUAGCCUAUAAAAUAUAAUAAUCUCAUCAAUAAUCCUGCGUUUCAGAAGAGUAAAUUUACAAAUCAGUCUAAAAGAGAUAGAUUACCUUAUCGAAAGGACCCUAAUGAAAAGAUAAAUGUUUGGUUAUUGUGUAAGGAAUUGAUUGGAAAGGAUUUAGGAAGAUUUUCAGUGCCAAUUAUUUUGAAUGAGCCAUUGUCGAUGUUAUAAAGAUUAGCAGAAUAAAUGGAAUACUCUGAAUCGUUGGAAGAGGCUGAUAAGAUUCAAGGAGAUAGUGCAUUAAGAAUGUGUUAUAUUAUGGGUUUUGGUGUCUCACCCUAUUCAGCAAAUAUAGGAAGAACAAAGAAACCUUUCAAUCCUAUUCUAGGAGAAACCUAUGAAAUUUAGACUCAGAAUUGUAGGUUUAUUAGUGAAUAGGUUUCGCAUCAUCCUCCUAUAUCUGCAGGGUAUGCAGAAUCCAAAGCUUUUUAGUUUUGGGCGCACACAGAUGUCCAAACAAAAUUUAAUGGCUUAUGUUUCUAAGUGAAUCCUGUUGGAUUAUUUAACGUCAUUUUGAAAUCAUCAAAUGAUCAUUAUUAAUUUAAUAGGUGCACAACAAAGGUUCAGAACAUUUUAUGGGGGUAAUAAUAUUUGGAUCAUAUGGGACAAAUGAAAUUUGUAAAUCUGACGACUGGUGAUAAUGGAGUGUUGGAGUUAAUUGAAAAAUCAGGAAAAUCAGAGUCUGAGAUGAGAGGGUAUGUAAAAGAUAAAAAUGGAAAUGAGAAAUAUAAGUUAAAAGGUUUUUGGAAUGAUCGUCUUAUAGCUUAUGAUUCUUAAAGAGAGAUCAUAGUGUGGAAGAGACAUCAAUUACCUUAGGAUUCAGAUUGGUAUUAUAAUUUUACUGAAUUCGCCAUGUAACUUAAUCAUUUGACAAUUGAUAUGAUAAAAGAUUUGCCAUGUACUGAUUGCAGAUUGAGACCAGAUUAAUUAGCAUUUGAAAAUGGAUGGGUUGAUUUGGCUUCAAGUGAGAAGCACAGGUUAGAGGAGAAGUAAAGAGCGCGUAGAAAGGCUAUGGCAGCAGCUAAUUAAGUGCAUGUUCCUAUGUUCUUUGAAGAAAUGAUAGAUCCUAAGACAAAUUUGAAGUGGUAUAAAUAUAAAGGGAAUUACUUUUAAUAAUAGUGGAAAUAGGUGGGAUCAGAAUUGCUGGAUUUGUUUUGA